Messenger RNA from Mus pahari (shrew mouse), 1807 nucleotides. RefSeq names its product vomeronasal type-1 receptor 4-like. NCBI's taxonomy places the organism in Eukaryota, Metazoa, Chordata, Mammalia, Rodentia, Muridae. The transcript has a single exon. Bases 682 to 1644 code for a protein of 320 amino acids. The record is from RefSeq and is a predicted model, not a curated record. Gene Ontology annotation, molecular function: pheromone receptor activity. Gene Ontology annotation, biological process: G protein-coupled receptor signaling pathway. Gene Ontology annotation, cellular component: membrane.
UCCAAAUCCCUUGGAAUUGGAUUCACACACAGUUAUAAGUAGCCACAACAGUGUUAGAAAUAGAACACAGGUCAUCUUGAAGAGCUCUUAAAUCCUGAGAAAUCUCUCCAACACUUGAUCAAAUUUGUAAAAGAUAUACUUAUUUUAUUUUAUGCCUAUUACUGGUUUGCUUGUGUGCAUGACUAGAAAUACAUGAAUAAAGUACCACAAAGCUGAGUAGAGGUCAUUAAACCCAGAAUUAUCUCUCCAAUAACAAAUUUGAAUUUCUUAACAAAUUGUUAUAACAUGAGGGAUGAUGUCAGUUCUCAUGAAGCAAAAAUACACACCUGUUUACAAACAUUCAUGUAUACAUAUGCAGAGGCAAUGCUGUGUUAAAAUAUGUGUCAUGCUAUUGAACAACACAGGUAGAGUUGUAUUACACACACACACACACACACACACACACACUUAUAUCAUGAGUGAAGGGAAAGGAAAAUAUUUCUGAACUUGAUAUUCCGGAUCAAUGCCCAUUCAUUGUUUUCCAGAAAAAUCUCCUGUGGUGCGCCAAAGCAGUGCCACCUUUUCCAAAAUAAUAAUAAAACAGACACUAAAUCAAUUGAAAAUCUCAGAUCAUUGAGAAGAUUCUUGAAGACAGCACUGUGCAACCUGACCCUUACACCACUGUGCUAUGAAGCCAUCUCCAUGUUGCCUCAGAAAAAAACCCUGAAAACCAUGGAAGAGUUGACUCUUCAGAUCCUUUUGCCUUGUCAUGUUGUGGUUGGGACUGUGGGCAACAUCCUUCUGUUUGUCCAUAAUUUCUCUCCAGUCUUGACUGACUCCCGACUGAGGCCCAUUCAGGUCAUUGUAAUCAACUUGGCUGUGGCCAAUGCAUUCAUGCUCCUUCUCUUGACAUAUUCAUAUGACCAGAUUGAUUUUGUUCCACGGAAGCCUCCAACUGACCUCAGAUGUAAACUUGCAUACUUCUUUCACAUUGUGGCUCGAGGCACAAUCAUGUGCUCCACCUGUGUCCUCAGUACCUAUCAGUUUAUCACUCUUGUUCCUGGUACCUGGGCUAGGGUCAUGUUCAGAGAAAUAACCCCCAAGGUUGUGAGCUAUUGUUGUUAUACUUGCUGGUUGUUCAGUGUCUUAAAUAAUGUUUAUAUCCCAAUGAAUGUCAGUGGUCCACAGAAAUCACACAAUAACACUGAUUCUAAAGGCAAUUGGAUAUGCUCCAUCUCUGGGGUCAGUGUAGAUAUGAAUUUCUUGCGGUUUUCCCAUGACAUCAUAUUCCUUGGCAUCAUGGCCUGGACUAGUGUCUCCAUGGUGAUUCACCUAAACAGACACCACCAGAGAAUGAACCACAUACAUAAUCCUAAUCACAACAGCAGAGGCCAUGCUGAGACCAGAGCAGCCCACACCAUCCUGAUGCUGUUGGCCACAUUUGUGAGCUUAUAUAUUCUAGAUUGUACUUGUAGUUUAUUUUACAUUUCCUUUGUGGAAUCUCGUCUCUGGUUGAGGCAUGUCAUAAAAGUUCUGUCUCUGAGUUUCCCCACCAUUUCUCCCUUUCUGUUGAUCUUUAGAGAUCCUAGGGGUCCUUGUUCUCUGCUCAUCAUUAUGGGUCUGGAAAUCCAAGUGACUGGGGGAGCCAUUACAGCGGAACAGUAAGGUCAAAACAUUUACAAACCCUGAAAAUUUUCAUCCUGAUACCAACAGGAGAAGGACUGAUCCUGCCUUGCUCUAGGACUGCAUCUACCCACACACAGAGCCAGUCCAUCCCCCAGCUCUGCCAUGCUAAGGUAGUCAUUUAUCCUAGUGUCCAGUAUGCAGG